Molecule: messenger RNA, 1449 nt
Organism: Opisthocomus hoazin
Lineage: Eukaryota; Metazoa; Chordata; Aves; Opisthocomiformes; Opisthocomidae
Source: RefSeq, a predicted model, not a curated record
AUGGCUUUCACAGGGUUCUUUGCCACGGUUUUGCAAAUCCUCAUCCAGUACCCACGGAUGGUCGGGGAUGAGCUGGAUGAGGCCACGCGCAAGCGCAUGCAGCAGCAUGCGGAGCAGCUGAGCCGGGAGAUGACUCGGCUGCUGCGGGACAUUGAGCAGAAGCGCCAGGAGCAGAGGAGACUGGAGCGGAGGAGUCCACAGCAGAGCAGCUUUGCCUGGGGAGCCCUGCUCUUCGCUGCCUUGCAGCAGUGGCAGUUCUGGGUCAUUGCUGGUGUCCUGCUCCUGCUCUGCGGGCUCUGCUGGUGGCUCAGGAGAUGGAGCCAUGAGCUGGACAGGAACAGCGACGAGGACAGCUCCAGCAGCGCCAGGGACUCGGUGGAGGAAGAGCCAGAGGAGGAAGGAGACAAUGAUGAUGCAAAUGACCUGGGAAGGUUUCUUGAGGAGCACAUACAGUGGCCAGUUCAGAACCUGGCCUCAGAGUGCCAUCAGGUGGAGGUACUGAUGUCCAAAUUCAUCCUUGUCUUCAGACUGCUCUUGCGUAAUAGUUUCUUCCCGGUGCCGCAGCCAGCCAUCGGGGUGGGCAGCGCCUUCGAAGGUUGGAGCCCCCGUGAGACAGACAUCACGUACCGCAUGCUCGUGCCCCUGCAGUCCCCUCGGGGCUGCGCCUUCCACCUGGAGCUGGGCACGGUGGAGCAGAUGCUGGCCAGGAACUUCCGCAUCCACGUCGAGCCGGUGUGCACCUGCCAGAGGCAGCAGCUGCCAGGAGAGAUGCUGUGCUUCCUGCACCAGUCUGAGGAGGAGCUGAGGAGGAAUCAGGAGCCCAGCCUCCUACAAUGCCUCUGCACCGGCUCCUACCUAGAUGUGCACAAAACCGCCCGCUGGAUCUAUCAGCUGGUGAGAGCAUCCUGGGUGGUUUUGCCUGAGUCAUCUCAUUGCCGUCUAACGAUGCUGCCCCUCAGCCGCUCCUGCAAAUUCAAGGUGACAAAAGACAACAAGCAAAGCCUCUGCAUUGAGAUGAUGUUUGGGGUGCAGCAAGGCAAAACGGACAUCUUUGUGAGCAGCCAGAGUACAGAGGCCACCUUCAGCCCAAGCACGAUGUGGUCAGAGAGCUAUGCUGUGGCGGAAGCAAAGUUCUUCAGGCACAUGGCCACGCAGGCCCCGAAGGACAGCUUCCACCUCAGGUGCCUGCAGAUCUGUGCUCGCAUCUUGGUGGGCAUGGGCUUUUCCACCUACAACCUGAAGACAGCUACGUUCACUGGCACCAAGAGACAGAUGCUGCAGGGUCUCUGUCCCAGCUGUACAGUCUCUGGAGCCACCAGUGCCCCCGCCAGCAGCUGCCUCUUGCCCAAGUGCCUGCUGCAGGACCUGCCCUGCCUGCCAGCACUGGCAGCUUGCUGCCAGUUGCCACCUUUCCCUGAGUCCCUUGGCUGUCAUGCUGCAGAGACGUGA